AUGUACUUCAAGGCAGCAAAAUCGUUUUUGCUAGUUAUAUUUUUUGGAAAUAUAAUGGCAAACGCCGCUAAGUUGGAGUUUACAAAUAUUAAAUGUCAUGCAAAGGACACUGCAUUUUUAGACUUCGAGUACUGUUUCAUAAAAUCCGUCAAUCGGACCUAUAAGUACAUAUCACUCAAGGCCAAUAUGCACGAAAUACCCAUUACAAACGCAUCGGCAAAACUUCAAAUUUUGCGGAGAUUUCGCUCCUACAUGCCCAUAACCAUAGCCGCCAGCAUCGAUAUUUGCAAGUUCAUGGCAUACAAGAAGGACUUGGCGAACCCAAUGCUCAGGCUUUUCGAGGAAAUUACCACAAAUUACACAAAUACCAACCAUAAAUGUCCCUAUGAUCACGACCUUAUCGUAGAUAAGCUUCCCUCCCGAUUUCUGAGUGAGCACUUCACCAAUAUCCUUCCACUUCCACCGGGCGAAUACAGUUUUAACAGCAAAUGGCUCAGCAAAAACAUCGAACGGGCCACUAUCUGCAUAUAUAUCACUAUAUCAUAA
This is a messenger RNA of Drosophila erecta, 546 nucleotides long. RefSeq lists its product as uncharacterized. The record is from RefSeq and is a predicted model, not a curated record. NCBI's taxonomy places the organism in Eukaryota, Metazoa, Arthropoda, Insecta, Diptera, Drosophilidae. The transcript is spliced from 4 exons. The coding region runs from base 1 to 546 and encodes 181 amino acids.